AUGGCCCGUCGUCCCGCGAGAUGUUACCGCUACUGCAAGAACAAGCCUUACCCUAAGUCCCGGUUCAACCGUGGUGUUCCCGACCCCAAGAUCCGUAUCUUCGACUUGGGUCGUAAGAAGGCUUCCGUGGACGACUUCCCCCUGUGCGUUCACAUGGUCUCCAACGAAUACGAACAGCUUUCCUCUGAAGCCCUCGAAGCUGCCCGUAUCUGUGCCAACAAGUACCUGGUCAAGAUCGCCGGUAAGGAAGGUUUCCACCUCCGUGUCCGGGCCCACCCCUUCCACGUCGUCCGUAUCAACAAGAUGUUGUCGUGCGCUGGUGCCGAUCGUCUCCAGACCGGUAUGCGUGGUGCCUUCGGUAAGCCCAACGGUGUUGUCGCCCGUGUGAACAUCGGCCAGAUCCUCCUGUCCAUCCGCACCCGUGACUCCAACCGCGCCGCCGCCGUCGAGGCCAUGCGCCGCUCCACCUACAAGUUCCCUGGUCGCCAAAAGAUCAUUAUCUCCAAGAACUGGGGCUUCACCCCUGUCCGCCGUGAGGAGUACGUCAAGCUCCGCCAGGAGGGCAAGCUCAAGCAGGACGGGGCCUACGUCCAGUUCCUGCGUGGUCACGGUUUGGUCGAGGAGAACAUGAAGCGCUUCCCCCAGGCCUACGAGGGCGUUGCUCAGUAG
Molecule: messenger RNA, 669 nt
Organism: Aspergillus chevalieri
Lineage: Eukaryota; Fungi; Ascomycota; Eurotiomycetes; Eurotiales; Aspergillaceae
Product: 60S ribosomal protein uL16
Exons: 3
Coding region: 1-669 (222 amino acids)
Biological process (GO): ribosomal large subunit assembly; translation
Cellular component (GO): cytosolic large ribosomal subunit; ribosome
Molecular function (GO): structural constituent of ribosome
Source: RefSeq, a predicted model, not a curated record